AUGGAUAAUUAUACAAUAGACUAUUACAUUGAAUCAUUAAAUUCAAACAAUAAUGAAAUAUUACAUUUAGAAUUUAGAGAAGGAUUAAUACAACAAUUAGUCACCUUUAAGGGCUUACAAUCACGCCUAGUAAAGCAAAAGGAUGAUUUUGACCAAUCUUUAAACUUGAUCAAAGAUUACCAAAGAAACCAAGAGGAAUUUUACCAAGAACGUCGACAACUCUUUCUCGAUCGCCACCAACUCUGUCAAGACAACCAAAACUUAAAGAGAAUGGUUGAUCAAUUUACACUUGAAAAACAAUCAAUGAUGGAUCAAGUGGCAGAGUUAAAAGAGGAAAGGAGCAAAUUAACAAAAUCGGUUCAAAGCAAAGAUAACGAAUUGGUCUCUCAAAUACUAGUAAAGUUUAAUCAAAAGUUACACAAUGAUAAAGAAAACAUUCGAGUAACAUCUCAAUUGAUUGAAAUGCAACACAAACUAGAACAACAACAACAACAGUCAGAUCAACGAGCCAAUUUACAAGAUCAACAACAAAAAGAAUCAUUUUCAAAAUUGGUACAAUCACUGGAAUCAAAGAGAAAUCAAUUAGAAGAAAUGGUAGAGGAAAUCAACAAAACCAAAGUACAUUUGGAAAUUGAUUUAAAAAUCAACCAACAAAAGUAUAAUGAUUUAAAACAACAAUUUUCAAAAUUUCAAAAUAUUGGUCAACUCUUGUUCAAGUUUAUUAAAACACCAGCUGGACGCACCUCUUUUUAUGGUUAUUGUCAAUCAACCGUACCACAAAGAGAUAUGAAACAGUAUACUCCAUUUUUAGAUCAAAAUGAUCAACUUUAUAAAAAAUCAGACAUUAAAAUUGGUAGUAUUGUACUUGUUCAUGAUCUAAUUGCGCAUGGAUCAGGUAUUGUUAGAUUUAUUGGAAAGGUAUCAUUUGAAAAAGGUAUAUGGGUUGGAGUUGAAUUGGAUACAGCUGCUGGUAAAAAUGAUGGUGCAGUCCAAGGUAAAAGAUAUUUUACUUGUACUAAAAAACAUGGUGUCUUUGCGAAAUAUGAUAAAGUCUCUUUAUUAUCUGAACCAUCAAACUUUUCAAAAGUUUCAUCUUCUCUUCAAAUUUGUUAUUAA
Messenger RNA from Cavenderia fasciculata, 1116 nucleotides. RefSeq lists its product as uncharacterized. Bases 1 to 1116 code for a protein of 371 amino acids. The transcript has a single exon. The record is from RefSeq and is a predicted model, not a curated record. NCBI's taxonomy places the organism in Eukaryota, Evosea, Eumycetozoa, Acytosteliales, Cavenderiaceae.